GUCAGCAGAGAGGACUCUUGCAGAUAGCAUUCAGUGUAUUUGUAGCCACGUUAGCUCCCACAUUAAGUUAGACGACCAGCCUUUCUUACAAGCUGCUGGACGCAACAGACGCAGAGGAGAACUGGCACUUACACAGCGACACCGCGCAAGUAGAGCAGCGGGAGUAACAAGCAAAUCCUCGGGAGGAAGAUAUCGGUGGAGAUGUGUAAUAAGUUACAUUGGACAAUAAGGACCUACCUGGCUGCCAGUCGUAAAACCUGACAGCUGUCAUCGCUCCUAGCUGCUGAGCUAACUGAGCUAACUGAGCUAACAAGUGUUUCUUUUUUUUCGCAGCCUGACUCAGUCUGUGCUCAGGGGGGGGGGGGGGGGAGCGGCGACUUCCACAUAAAGUACGCAUUUAUUAUAUCCUGACUCAUCUUUAUGUUAAUGCCUUGAGUUAGCCAAGGAGCGUCAGAUAUUUAUGUUUGGGGUUAUUUGGAGGUAGAGCUAGUUAGCUUGUAUUCAUCAUUCAGCUAGCUCGCUGCAUUCAUUCAAUUAUCUAAAAACAGCUCCGGCGUUAACACCCAGCUCAGCGAGCCGCUUACAACCCGACGUGUUUGCGACGACACUAAUAAGAGUUUGGACUUGACUCGUACUUUUUGGACAUCGUCGGUAAAAGAAAGAAAUGAAGAAAUUUUUUGACACUCGUCGGGAGUUGGUGAGCUCCGGGCCUGGACCAGGUGCCGGAGGAGGAGGAGGAGGAGGAGGGGGCGCUGGAUCCGGCGGCGGCGGCAGCUUCAUCGGACGGGUCUUCACCAUUGGACGGUAUCAAGUGACCGUGGAGGAGAUCGUCGCAGAAGGAGGUUUUGCCAUUGUUUUUUUGGUGCGGACUCAUCAAAGUAUACGUUGUGCACUUAAAAGGAUGUAUGUCAACAAUGAACACGACCUGCAAGUCUGCAAACUUGAGAUCCAGAUUAUGAGGGACCUUGUGGGCAACAAAAACAUAGUUGGUUUCCUGGACUCCAGCAUAACUGCAGUUGGGGCUGGUGAUGUGUGGGAAGUGUUAAUCUUAAUGGACUUCUGUCGAGGUGGACAGGUUGUUAACCUGAUGAACCAGCGGUUACAGACAGGCUUCACUGAGGCUGAAGUGUUACAGAUCUUUUGUGACACGUGUGAAGCUGUCGCUCGUCUCCACCAGUGCAAGACUCCAAUCAUUCACAGAGAUCUCAAGGUGGAAAAUAUUCUUCUGCAUGAUCGGGGACAUUACGUGCUCUGUGAUUUUGGAAGUGCCACUAACCACUUCCAAAACCCCCAGACAGAGGGGGUGCCAUUGGUGGAGGAGGAAAUCAAAAAGUACACUACUCUGUCAUACCGUGCUCCAGAGAUGGUCAACCUCUACGGUGAAAAGGUCAUCACAACAAAAGCCGACAUUUGGGCCAUGGGUUGUCUACUGUAUAAGCUGUGCUACUUCACGCUUCCUUUUGGAGAGAGCCAAGUGGCGAUCUGUGAUGGAAGUUUCACAAUCCCAGACAACUCCCGCUACUCCCAGGACAUGCACUGUCUCAUCAGAUACAUGCUGGAACCUGACCCAGAUAACAGACCAGACAUCUACCAAAUAUCCUACUUUGCCUUCAAACUGGCUGGACGAGAGUGUCCAGUCCACAAUGUACAUAAUUCCCCCAUUCCUGCAAAACUCCCUGAGCCUAUCCGAGCCAGUGAAGCAGUGGCCAAAAAGAGUCAAUCCAAAGCCAGACUCACAGACCCUUUACCGACUCUAGAAACCUCAAUUGCACCUCGGCAACGACCCAAGGCUGGCCAGGCUCAGCCCCAGCCAAUAUCAGGCAUUCUCCCCAUCCAGCCAGCUCUCACCCCUCGAAAGAGACCCAACAUGGCUGCUGGAGCAACACAGGCCAUAGGUGUUGGUGUCCCACCUCCAGCUUCAGCUGCUGUCCAACCUCUUCAACAGACUCCUGCAGCACCACAGCAAGCUCAGAUAGCCAACUUGCAGCCACAGGCUUCACAGCAGCACCAGCAGCUCCUCAUGAGGCAGCAACAUGCCUUCUUAAGCCCACAGGGUAACCUGCAGCAUCAACUGGUACAGAACCUCCACCAGCAGCAGCAACAUCAAACAGUGUCUCAGGCGUCUACCAAGCUGCAGCCCAAAGCUAAGAUUGUUCCUCCAGUUGCUACCAUGCAAGAGAAACACCAGCAGCAUGUACCCCCUGUCCAUGAAACAGCAGCCUCUCAUCUGACCGCCAUCCCAGAGUCCGCAGCUGUCGACCCAGAGGUUGUGACGGCUGGCAGAGGGUUGCACAAAGUCGGCUCCCUCACACCCCCCUCUUCGCCAAAGACAGCCACUAAGAGUGGCCACAGACGCAUCCUGAGCGAUGUCACUCACAGCACAGUGUUUGGAGUCCCAGUAAGCAAGUCCACCCAGCUCCUUCAGUCAGCCGCAGCUGAGGCCAGCCUCAACAAGUCCAAAUCAGCCAGCACUACUCCUUCUGGCUCCCCCUGCUCGUCCCAGCAGAGUGUUUAUCAUCCAGGUGAUGGUGAUGCCCAGUCAGCCCUUGCUGCACCCAUCUCUGUGUCCAGCUGGAACCCUUUUGGUGAUGAUAAUUUCUCCAAGCUAACAGCAGAGGAGCUGCUAAACAAAGACUUUGCAAAGCUAGCUGAGACUGCUGCACCAGGAGAGAAAGUCACAGGCUCCAUUGAAAAUCUCAUUCAAGGGCUCAGUGCUUUUCCAGCUGAAACAACUGCCUGCAUCAUGGGUGCAGGUUCAGCAUUGUUGACAGUCCAGGACCCCUUAAAUACCAUCUUCCUCCCGGACGCCACAGUGAAAGCAGUGGUGUGUGUGGAUUCACUGAUUCCUGGCUUGGAAGCCCCGCUGGCCCAGAGACAUUCAGGCCAGCCAGAGCUCAUCCCUGUCAGCAUGCUAGACUCACUCACUGGGGAGGACUCUCUGCUGGGUUGUGAUCUGUUAUCUCACUCCUCUCAUGGAAACCAGUCUGUUUCUGCUAUCGCUUCCUCCUGCUCCUCUGCUCCUCCUGGCUCCAGCUCUGGUUCCUGUCUGGAGGAGCUGCAGCCUGCUCAGACAGCUUCUGACUGUUCUCUCCUCAUGUCGUGUGGGGAGAAAGGCAAUGAUGACGAGUUUGACCCUAUCCCCGUGCUCAUCUCCAAAAACUCAAAUCAAGGUGGUCACUCGCGCAGCAACAGUGGCAGCUCAGAGUCCAGCAUCCCCAACUUGGCCCGCUCCCUUCUGCUGGUGGAUCAGCUCAUCGACCUCUAGUGGGGGUGGGAGAGGUCGAAAGGGCAGAGUGCAAUCCUAACAAAGGGACAUGGGGGGGGGGGGGGAUCGAGAUGGGGAAGCAGAGGCACAAUAUGUAGCACCUUAUGAAUUGAGACAGAGGAGCCAGCAUUGAUUGGUUCAGAGGAACCAUUUUUCUUUUAAAUGUGCCUCCUUGGCCUCAGCUCCAUCCCUAGCUGCCUGAUAAGCUGGUUUCAUAUAUCUCUGCUGGCCGUGUGCAUUCCCACGCUGGUAUAAAAUCUUUUCAUAAAUGCUUGAGCAUAUCAUCUGCUUCUAUCCAGCUUCAUCAUGGUACUCCUCAUUCUUUCCUAGCAUUAAUAUCCCUCAUCAAGCGCACUGCUAUGGGGAUCGGCUGCCAUCAUAAGCGCGUCUGAAACUGCUUGAUCACAGCUGAAUUGUGUUCAGUUGGUGUGUUUGUUCGUGGUCAAAGCUUUAUGAAAACACACCACCUUCAUGCAGGCUCAUUUAUGUCAGGGGUCUGACUAAAGACAGAGGAGUCAAAAUGCUGCUGUCCUCCAGGAAAUGUGAUACACUUUCCUGUGAAAGCUUUGAACUGAACUUUUGGCCGAACAGAGAUCCAAUCCAAUAAGUGAACAACUGAGAGAUGUUUGCGCCGAUUGAAUCAGUUUAAAAAAAAAAAAAAAGCAGAUUUAUUUGUGAUUUACUGUUGAGUAAGGAAGCUAGAGAUUUUGUCCUGAUAAUCCAAAGACAAACAUAUACAGUCUUCAGUCAAAUUACACCCCUGAAGUCAAAUCUGUUUAUUUCUUUGCUGCUAUUUCUUUUCCAGAAGCAGCUUUGUAUCUGAGCUAACUUACUAUUCCUAUUAGAGCUGUAGCUUCAGCAUGACUGUAUAGUGUCAUCUCUUUCUGGAGUUUAAACAGAAUAAUAUUCCUCCUAAAACAAACAGCAACAAAAAUAUUCUUCUGUCAAACCGUCACUUAUGAUAAAGUUGCUGUGCCCGGAUGCUUUCACGUUCAUCUUUAUCUGCAGCACUUUGUGAGACAAUUACUGGUUUGUGUGCAUUACAGCUCAUGAACUGACCGUCAUAUCUUUGACCCAUUGUAUAGAUAGAGGAAGAAUCAAAAGGGAAUCACAUUGUUGGACCUGUAGCCUUGCCAAAGCUUAAGCAUAGAUUUCCUGAUUAUUCUGUGUUUGCCAUGUGUCAGUGUGCUGUCAGGGUUGUUACACAGGAGCUGAUUUUGGCAGCAUUAAGCUGUUACAGACACUGAGAUACAUUGUACAUUUAGUUGAGUUAUUGUGUGUAGGCAUGUUGAAAAAUCCAUCUCUAAUUGUCAUCCUCUCUGUCUUGUCUAGCCAAUCUCUUAGAGCCACAUACACUGAGGUCACACGGCCAAACUCAUUUCAGCCAGAGCAGAAACCCAUAAAACUAUGUGUACAUGAAAUCACUGUUUAAUUUUAUUUUUCUCCUUUUUUGACAUUGUCAGCACUUUUUUAGGGUGUUAUAUUUAAAAAGCGCUUCGUUCUUUAUGAUAUGAAUAAAUUGAUAGGUCUUUAUAAUGAAUGUUUGAACUGAUUACCAUUGUGAAAUAUGUACAUUUAUGAGGAUAUAUAGAUACAGAGUAUUUGUGUAUGAAGCUGUAAUUAGUAGUGCAAAGAUUUUGACCCUCUCCUCUGUCCAAAGUCCCUCUGUCUUUCUCUCCAUUCAUGUAAAGUGUUACUGUCAGCUAGUGCUUCUGUUUGAGAUGUUAACAUCGAUACAUGAAACAAAGUGCUUAUGACUUAUCUGACGUGAUAGAUAUUCAUUGUUCUCCAUCACAGUUUACAUUUGAAUUGUUCUUGUAAGUUACUGUAUAUAACUUUGAUAGAUUUCAUCUAAGAGGCAGCAAAACAGGGCUAAUGACGGGAUUCAUUUCCUGAUAUCUCUGUGGCUCCUUCCACAUCUGAUCACUUAAUUAGUCCGAGGAUCAUUACAAAGGCUGUUAGAAACUUCACUGACUCUGUAUUGCAUCUGUAAUGUGAAAAUCCCACCAAGUAUUCCUUUUUACUUUAGUUUUUCUGUAGCCAAGGAAAGUGCAUUACAAAGACAAAAGUCUAUUUCAGGCUAUCAUAUCACCUUAACAUAUACGCAUAACAGACAGAAAACAGUACAGUUUCUCUAACGUGCCAUCACUUCUCCUCUUCUCCUGCUCCCCUCACUAUAACAAAAUGCAAACAUUAGUCUUAGAAAUCUGCCAUACAGUGAAAACUGGCAUGGUUCAAUAAAACUAAUCGUCUGUCUUUCCCUGUGGUGUUGUUCAGUUAAGUCAUUUGCAUCUUUGUGGCUGAUCUAUGCAAUCUUCUAAUAAUGCUUCACAUUAAUCAGACCAUACAGUGCUGUUUCCUGUAGAGUUCCAGCCUUGGCUGUAGAGUUUAACUUGUGUUGCUGUGUACUUGUUGUGCUGGCUGGGUAAAAAAUAUAAAACUGAUAAUAUCAUAAUAUUUAACAUGAUAGGGUAGAUGUUCAUAUGUCAAAGCAGGAGCAUUUUUGAGUGUGUGCUUAUAUUUUUAUGAACUAAGGAUCAAAAAGACAGACACUGAAUAAAAUGAAGUAAUGUGAAUGUACAUCAAGA
Labrus bergylta (ballan wrasse) is the source of this 5853-nucleotide messenger RNA. Lineage: Eukaryota; Metazoa; Chordata; Actinopteri; Labriformes; Labridae. The record is from RefSeq and is a predicted model, not a curated record.